Messenger RNA from Ectocarpus siliculosus, 936 nucleotides. Lineage: Eukaryota; Phaeophyceae; Ectocarpales; Ectocarpaceae. The record is from the annotation of a GenBank genome assembly.
AUGUCCCCGGCUCAUCAUCCGGACAUGCCGACGACGACGUCGCCAGAACCCGACCAGAUCACCACAGCGAGGAUCAAGGUCCAGACUUUCUACAAGUACCGCAGAGUGGGCGAGCCAGUGCAUGACUUCAUACGGAAGGCAGAGGUCGAAGUCGCUACCUACGAGGAGAUGCAAAGGCAGCGAUCUGUCGGAGCACCACUCCCCGCCGCAGCUGCGACCGGUGGCGGCGGCGGACGCUCAUACGACGAGUCACGGCGCAGCGUGAACUCGGCGAUGCAGGGCAGGGAUUCGCUCGACGAGUCCCGUCCUGCGGGAGAUGGGUUGCAGCAACCUCCCAGCCGUACGCCUGCAACGACUCUCCUGCCCACACCACCACCCGCCAGUAUAGCCACCCAGCACGCCCACACCGACUGCUGGGGCGAGACUUAUCGCCCCCCGCCCGGUUGUUCUGGACGUCAACGCUUAGCCUUCGACCAGAGUCACCAUGUUCACCGGCAGCCCCCGCCGCCCCUGCCUGGUGUACCCCCGAGUUAUGCCGUGCAUCAUGCCAAUCGUAAUGCAACUCAAUUCAACGAAGGGACAGAAGACCUUCUCGAUACACUGGCCGAGCGAGUCCUAGUUCGGCAUCCUUCGGUGGGUUACAUGAGAAUGACCAUCGCCGUUUAUCUCGAUCUGAAGCGACGGGCACCAGGGAAGGGGGCGUUGGCCCACAUCCUGGCUGUGGCCCGAAUUUCUAACGGGAGCGCGAAGACAUUUGAAAGGAACACGAAACUUCUCGAAGAUAUGGGCACCGUCUUGAACGAAGCUGAUUUUUUCACCACAGCAUCUAGGCUCGAAGCGGGUCUCGGGACCGCUGCUCCGGCCGCCAUAAGCGCGCCUGUUCCGGCAUCUGCCAGCACGCCUGCGCAGGGGUCUGCUUCAUCACCAGGGACCUGA